AUGGCUGAUGAAGAAGUUGACCGACCAUACGUGAUCCUUUACACUUCCAUGGGGGAAAUAACCAUCGAAUUGUAUUGGGACCAUGCGCCCAAGACCUGUAAGAAUUUCUGGGAAUUGGCUAAACGUGGUCGUUACAACAACGUUAUAUUUCAUAGAAUUAUUCCAGAUUUUGUAAUUCAAGGAGGUGAUCCCACUGGCACAGGAAGAGGUGGAACGUCUAUCUAUGGCGACAAAUUUGAAGAUGAAAUUCAUCCUGAUCUAAAGCACACAGGUGCAGGAAUUUUGAGUAUGGCAAACUCGGGACCCGAUACCAACGGGAGUCAGGCAAGAAUCUCAUAUGGGGAAGGCGCACCUACACCAUGGCUAGAUGCCAAACACGCAAUAUUCGGCCGCGUUUCCAAAGGCAUAAAGAUUGUAAGGCGUAUGGGUCUUGUUGCAACGGAUUCUAAUGAUCGACCAAAAGAUAAUGUAAAGAUCAUUCGAGCUGCUGCAUUUGAAGAAUGA
Messenger RNA from Paraglomus brasilianum, 504 nucleotides. Lineage: Eukaryota; Fungi; Glomeromycota; Glomeromycetes; Paraglomerales; Paraglomeraceae. The record is from the annotation of a GenBank genome assembly.